Molecule: messenger RNA, 1910 nt
Organism: Nilaparvata lugens (brown planthopper)
Lineage: Eukaryota; Metazoa; Arthropoda; Insecta; Hemiptera; Delphacidae
Product: pickpocket protein 28-like
Exons: 11
Coding region: 432-1910 (492 amino acids)
Biological process (GO): sodium ion transmembrane transport
Cellular component (GO): membrane
Molecular function (GO): ligand-gated sodium channel activity
Source: RefSeq, a predicted model, not a curated record
AUUCGAGAGUACAUCUCUGUAAGAUCACAAACAAAUUCAUUCCGAUAAUAUGAGAAACAAUAUUAACUACUUACUUAAACCAGUUACUAUUUACAAGCAUUGCAACUGUUGGUAAUUCGAAUUAUUUAGGGAUAAUUAUCGAUGAAUGUCUGAAAAGGCAAUUCAUAUUGCUUUUCUAUGAGAAAAUAACUAGAAUAAACAUCAUAUGAAAUUUAUAGAAAUAAUCAUGUACUGAAAUUUCAGGGUUUUAAAACUGGAUGCCACAUUUUGCAUUGGUACAAUCCAUUUUGAAGUACGGGUUCAAUCUGGAGUGGGAAGGAGGAACGGACCUGAACAACCAUCAACCAUUGCUGAUAUCGAGAUCACAGCAGAGAUGACAGCAAUGGGGACAAUUGGGCACUUGGUUACCAGGAGCUCAGUCUAAAAACAUAAUGGGUGUUUUGCCAGUGCACAGAGCUCGUACCGUGAGAGACCAAUCGUUCACCAAUACCAAGCAGUCUCCAAGCUGCUUGUGGGCCGAUCAAGCCCAUCAGUACAGCCAAUACUCCACCUUGCAUGGACUGCGAUAUAUAGGAGACACCAAAUUGCAUUUUGUUGAAAGAGCUUUUUGGGUGGUAUCGUUUCUGCUGGCAGUGAUAGCAGCCAUUUACUUCAUAACCAACACAUUCAGAAAGUACACAGAGACACCGGUGAUAAUGACCAUGUCGCCCACAGCCACCCUUCUGUCUUCGAUUCCGUUCCCUGCCAUCACAAUAUGCAAUAUGAACAACGUGCGCCGCUCAGAGGCUGAGAAAAUUCUAAAGGCGCCAAACGAUACAACAUCAAUCUUGGAAAGACAACUUUUGAGAAGCAGAUGUAACCACGAUUUGGAUGAAGUUGAGGACAAUAGAACAAGCGAUUGGAAUUAUAUAAAGGAAUUCAUGUUCAAGGUAUCCCAGCCAUGUGAAGACAUGCUAGUAGCUUGUCUUUGGCAUAGAGAAUUCUACAACUGCAGUGAAAUAUUUCAUCCAAUAUUAACCGAUGAAGGAGUCUGCUGUACUUUCAACAAGCUGAAUCGCACCAUUGUAUUUCAAAAUCCGUUGGCUCUGUCAGACUUGAACGACUCUUUCAAGUUUCCAUCGGCGGACUGGAGUCCACAGAACGGUUAUCCUGCCAACACGCCGCACGACUACCUGCCGUGGAGGCCAUGGGGCACCGGCAGCCAUCUUGGCUUGACUCUGGUUCUUGACGCCGAACAAAAUGAAUACUACUGUUCGUCAGAAGCCAGCUUCGGUUUCAAGAUACUGUUGCAUAAUCCCGUCGAGUCCCCAAAAAUGUCCUCAUUUGGAUCAGCAAUAUCUCCAGGCAAAGAAACCCGAUUUGUUAUUAAUCCGCACAUAAUGACUUCUACCAGUCAGCUGACAACAAUACCGAUUGAAAAACGAAAUUGCUUCUUCAACAACGAACGGCCACUACGCUUUUUCAGAGUAUACACGGAGAACAACUGUGUCAGAGAAUGUGAAGCAAAUUUCACAUUGUCUUUCUGCAAUUGUGUCAUGUAUUACAUGCCAAAGGACAGAUUUACUCAUAUAUGUGGGAAGAAGGAUUCGAAAUGUGCUCUUCAUGCCCAAAGAACAAUGGAAAUUCUCAAGUCACAAAAGGUCCUCAAUACAACCAUACCUCAUAAUGCAACUCUGACGGGAUGUGAUUGCUUGCCUGGGUGUUUUGAACUGGAUUACAGCAAAGUUCAGUCAACAAGUAUGUUGACAGAAAAGUUGAACAUCAGAUCUGAAUAUUUAGCUGGACGUAAUCCACUGUAUUUCAAAAAGAAUAUGGCAGUACUACAUGCUUUCUUUAUGGAGGCUCAAUUCAGUGGCGUACAAAGGGAUGUGCUCUUCGGAUUCACCGAGUUUUUAUUAAGACUACAAUGA